Molecule: messenger RNA, 8563 nt
Organism: Corvus hawaiiensis (hawaiian crow)
Lineage: Eukaryota; Metazoa; Chordata; Aves; Passeriformes; Corvidae
Product: peroxidasin homolog
Exons: 23
Coding region: 2538-6758 (1406 amino acids)
Biological process (GO): response to oxidative stress
Molecular function (GO): heme binding; protein binding; peroxidase activity
Source: RefSeq, a predicted model, not a curated record
GAAAAAGGGACAGAAGGGAGAGUUAAAAAAUAAAACAAAGGGUGAAGGGGAGAAAAACCCCACCUGAGGGAACCCCCCCAACUUUCUUGCUUUCUACAGGUGUGAAAAGCCUGUGUAGCAGAGGCUGGAAAUGCUGGAGCAUGGGACACAAGUGUUCACUUCAUUCCUGGUGUUCAGGAGAGAAGUUUUGGUUGUUGCUCAGGGUUGCACGCUCCUUUUUAAAGACUUUGUCACAGUGCUGGAAAAUAAGAGAAAUUAAUGUGAGAGUAAGGGGCCUGGGAUUGCUGGUGUUCCAGAACUCCCACCAACAUCCCGUUUGUCAUGAGGGGAGAUAGGCAAGGCAGGAGAGGUGUGGUGAAGGUCAGGUGAAGAUCUGCCUCUCAGUAAAGGUGUGGGUUGUAGAACUUCCCUUCUUGCACUGAAAUGACUCCCUGUGCUCUGUUAAAUCUGCUGACUUGGCUCAAGAUGCCAUCCUUACAAAGUAGUGGGCAAAUACCCCUCAAUCCUUCCCAAGGCUGCUCCCCCACAGCGCAGCCGGGCUCGGAAAUGCGAUUCCACAGACCGGACUCGUUCCACAGAAAUGGGACUGAGCCCUGGCCCAGCUCUCCUCUUCGCAAUACAAAUAAACCUGGAAAGGAUUUUUUUGUUGUUGUUGCAGAGGGUUGGUUUAGAGCUCAAGGUUUGUGCACCACAGAGGCAGAAAACAAAAGCUUCCUAUUUGCAGAGCGGCCAGAUGUGCCAGGGGAAAUGAUGGCUCCAAAAUAUUGACGCAUUGUUUGGAGAGAGCGUUUUUGUUUCUUUUCCCAGCUUUGAAGAACAGCUCCUACCAGCUGUGCUACCCUGUCCUAGCAGAGUCCAGUGUGCUUGGGAAGGAGAUGAUGUGGGGAGCAAUCAGGCUGGAAGAACAGAGAACUUGAGUCAGGAAGAUUUUCAUGUAACGCGCGUAUCCUGGUGCACACGGAGGAUGUGCUUCUAAUGCACUUAAAGCCUUAAAGGGGAAUUAAAAACUGUCAUGUUUAACCCAGAGCAGUCUGAUCUCAGCUGCCAGUUGUUGUAUAAAGGCUGAAGAUGAUAAUUUGGCCUUUUACAACCCAUUUUUGUAAGCAGGGUUGGCCUGGGUUGGGUUGGGUGGCCGCUAGAGGACACUCUGCCCAAAACCAUGAGUUCAGUGAACUUGGUUGGAUUUCCAAGCAAUGGCAGGGCAAACAAACAGCAGAUUGCCUGAGGACUAAGUGCAGAAAGCCUGCAGUAUAAUUCUCUUUUAUAGCUGGAAAAAACAUCUUUUAUCUUCUAUGGCAUAAAAUUUUAGGUGAAACCCCAAACCCAAUGCUCUCCCCAAAUGCUGCUCAAGUGACAGAGAAUCUGAACUGGGAAGGUUUAAAUGUCACUCUCGUGAAGUACUGCUUUGUCACAUCGAUUAUUUUUUAGUGUACAGUACAAAGCACCUGUGCAGUUUGAUGGGAAACCAUCAUUUGAUCUUCCAGGCUCUGUGAGAUGGUGCCGUGUUUGAAAUUCCUCAAGUACCUUUAUAUCCUAAUGUGUUUUAAUACCUCCCUCCUGCUCAACCCACACAUUUAGGAUCUUGUAAUAACUUGAAACCCAAAGAUAGGCUGGUUUCACUGUAGCUUCUCUAUAAAGGUGAUUAAUUCAACUGGAAACAAAUCCUGCCUUUUGCAACUCAGUUUUAUCAUCCAGUGGGGAGAAACAAGUGGAGGACUGCAUUUCCUACUGCUCAAAAUCAGUUGAUUUUAUUGUUUGUUUCCCUCUUCAUCCCUCAGUUGCCUUGAACUUCUCAAAAAUCCUGACAUUCUUCCAAAUGACAUCCUUGUAGAAAGAAAGGCCUUUGAAAUGAAUCAGCUUUCACUCUGCCUAAGAAACUUUACAGAUUCCAGGGUGGGGUUUUGUCUUUAUUUGCAGGUUUUUUAUCUCUGUUAGUGAUACCUCCCUUUUAAAAUCCCUUAUCUGUAACAUCCCAUGCCCACAUCAAUGGUUGGAGGCAUAUUUUUGCUUGAUGUUGUAAUUACAUGUGAUAAGAGACAGCCUUUAUCCUGAAAGUGUUACAGCACAAUACAUUUGACAGGCUGCUAGAUAAGACUCCCUAUUUAGUCUGCAGAGAGUGCUAGGGCAAAAAAAUGGACAUAAAAACCUUGGCCCUGCAUCUUUUGCAUCCCAGCUCAGCCCUGGAAGCACGGGGUCAUUUUUUGGUUGCUGUCCAUGGAGGUGCAUUGUGCUUUCAGACAGAUGCCCGAGGAGAAGGUGAGGAGUUAACUUGCUGUUCAAAAGAAGCAACAAGGUGAAAAUAGAUCAAAAUGAAGAGUUUGUAUUUCAGCGCCACAAUUAGAGAGGGGUGGGGGCAGUGUGAGCUCCAGUGAUGUGCAGAAUGGCAGAGAGGGUGGGCGGUUGGACUGUCAAACUGCCUUAAUUUAAUUGCAAACACAUGCUGAUGAGUCCCCUCCUCCUGGACCUCAGGGCUGGGAAACUUUUUUUGUCAGCUCCCUGCAGCUCAGAAUUGAGGCAAAUACGCUCCAGCAAACACCAUGCUGAUCAAACCUUCAGCUCUUGGAGGCUUUUUGUAUUUUCUCCUCCUGCCUGGUUUCUCCUGCUCCUGCCCCAGCCGCUGCCUGUGCUUCAGGACUACAGUGAGAUGCAUGCAUCUGAUGUUGGAAACCAUCCCCGAGAUCCCGCCCCAGACAAACAUUCUAGAUUUGCGCUUCAACCACAUCAAGGAGAUACAACCUGGAGCCUUCAGAAGACUGAAGAACCUCAACACACUGCUGCUGAACAAUAACCAGAUAAAACAAAUUGUGAGAAGAUCCUUUGAAGGUCUGGACAACCUGAAAUACCUCUACCUUUAUAAAAAUGAAAUUCAGAGCAUCCAGCAACAUGCCUUCCAUGGGCUCCGUUCCCUGGAGCAGCUGUACCUGCAUUUCAACAACCUGGAAAGUCUGGAGCUGGAGACUUUUAGUGACCUGCCUAAACUUGAAAGGCUAUUCUUGCACAACAACAAGAUUUCCAGGAUUCACCCAGGGACAUUCUCUCAACUGGAAUCCCUCAAGCGACUGCGGCUGGACUCCAACUCCCUGUUCUGCGACUGUGACCUGCUGUGGCUGGCAGAGCUGCUGAGGAAAUACGCAGAGCAGGGCAGCAUCCAGACAGCUGCCACCUGCGAGGCUCCCCGGGACCUGCACGGCCGCUCCAUUGUCACCUUGACCGCCCAGGAGUUCAACUGUGAGAGGCCUCGAAUAACCUCAGAACCCCACGACGUCGAUGUGCUCUUGGGAAACACAGUUUAUUUCACCUGCAGGGCAGAAGGCAACCCAAAGCCUGCCAUUAUUUGGCUGCACAACAAUAAUAAGAUUGACAUGAAAGAUGACAGCCGCCUGAACCUGUUGCAAGAUGGUACCUUGAUGAUCCAGAACACCAAGGAGUCGGACAAAGGCGUCUACCAGUGCAUGGCCAAGAACAUUGCUGGGGAGGUCAAGACACAGGAAGUCGUGCUGCGCUAUUUUGGCACCCCAUCCAAGCCCACUUUUGUGAUCCAGCCACAGAACACUGAAGUGCUGAUUGGGGAAAGUGUCACCCUGGAGUGUGGGGUCUCUGGGCACCCCCACCCCCGCAUCAGCUGGACCCUUGGCACGGGCUCUCCUUUGCCACAGGACUCCCGUUUCACAAUCACCAGCUCUGGAGGCCUCUUCAUUCAGAACGUCACCUUCUCGGACCAGGGGCAGUACAACUGCAAUGCCAGCAACUCCGAGGGAUCCAUCCAGGCCACAGCAAGGAUCAUAGUGCAAGAUUCUCCCAGGUUUCUCGUCAUUCCCACUGAUCAGACAGUAACUGAGGGACAAAGCGUGGAUUUCCCCUGCUCUGCUGAGGGUCACCCUCCCCCAGUGAUUACCUGGACAAGGGCAGGUGGGCCCUUGCCGAGUGACCGGCGGCACAGUGUCCUGUCCACGGGCACCCUGCGGGUGGGCCGGGUGGCCCUGCACGACCACGGGCAGUACGAGUGCCACGCCAUCAGCGCCAUCGGCGUCAGGACCCUCGCGGUGCAGCUCUCGGUCACCCCGCGAGUGAUCCCCGUGUUCCUGCAUCCCCCCCAAGACCUGGUGGCAGAGACAGGCCAGGAUGUUGCCAUUUCCUGCGCUGCCCAGGGAGACCCUCGGCCCACCAUAACCUGGGUCAAGGAGGGCAUCCAGAUCACAGAGAGUGGCAAGUUCCACAUCAGCCAGGACGGGACCCUCUCCAUUCAGGACCUGGGUGUGGCUGACCAGGGCAGAUACGAGUGCAUAGCAAGGAACCCCUUUGGCUUCACCUCAAGUGCCAUGCAGCUCACCAUCACCGCCACGGACGUGGGUCGGAGCGGGGACACUUUUGUGGCCACGUCGCUGCGCGAGGCCAUCAGCAGCGUGGACCACGCCAUCAACUCCACACGCACCGAGCUCUUCAGCAAGCGCCCCAAGACUCCCAAUGACCUCCUGGCUUUGUUCCGCUACCCGAGGGACCCCUACACCAUCGAGACAGCCAGGGCAGGGGAGAUCUUUGAAAGGACCCUGCAGCUGAUUCAGGAACAUGUGCAGCAAGGGCUGGUCGUGGACAUGAAUGUCACAGGCUAUCGCUACAAUGACCUGGUGUCCCCUCACUACCUGACCAUGAUCGCCAACCUGUCGGGCUGCUCCGCCCACCGCCGCACGCCCAACUGCUCUGACAUCUGCUUCCACAGGAAGUACAGGACCCACGAUGGCUCUUGCAACAACCUCCAGCACCCCAUGUGGGGUGCGUCCCUCACAGCCUUCCAGAGGCUCCUCAAACCUGCCUACCAGAAUGGAUUUAACCUCCCCCGAGGGUUUUCCUUGGCAGAAGAUGCCAGGGAUCUGCCCCUUCCUCUACCUCGCCUUGUCUCCACUGCCAUGAUUGGGACCGAGACCAUCACCCCCGAUGACCAGUUCACGCACAUGCUCAUGCAGUGGGGCCAGUUCCUGGACCACGACAUGGACCAGACAGUGGCAGCCAUCAGCAUGUCCCGUUUCUCAGACGGAGCCCCUUGCAGCGAGGUGUGCAGCAAUGACCCUCCCUGCUUCUCCAUCACGGUCCCCGCCAACGACCCCCGCGUGCGGAACGGGCGCUGCAUGUUCUUUGUGCGCUCGAGCCCUGUGUGUGGCAGCGGGAUGACCUCCCUGCUGAUGAACUCUGUCUAUGCCAGGGAGCAGAUCAACCACCUGACAUCCUACAUUGAUGCCUCCAACGUUUAUGGCAGCACGGAGCAGGAAUCACGGGAGCUGCGGGAUCUGAGCGGCCAGAAAGGGCUGCUGAAGCGAGGGCAAGUUGUGCCCAGCUCGGGGAAGCAUCUCCUUCCCUUUGCCGUGGGGCCACCCACGGAGUGCAUGAGGGAUGAGAACGAGAGCCCCGUGCCGUGCUUCCUGGCAGGAGACCACCGCGCCAACGAGCAGCUGGGGCUCACGGCCAUGCACACGCUGUGGUUCAGGGAGCACAACCGCGUUGCCACCGAGCUGGCCACCCUCAACCCACACUGGGAUGGGGAUCUCCUGUACCACGAGGCACGAAAGAUUGUGGGUGCCCAGAUGCAGCACAUCACCUAUGCCCAGUGGUUGCCCAAGGUCCUUGGGGAGGCUGGGAUGAAGAUGCUGGGUGAGUACAAAGGCUACAACCCCAAUGUCAAUGCGGGGAUUCUCAACGCCUUUGCCACGGCCGCUUUCCGCUUUGGGCACACCUUGAUCAACCCCAUCCUGUACCGACUGAAUGAGACCUUCCAGCCCAUCCGACAAGGCCACAUCCCCCUGCACAAGGCCUUCUUCUCCCCUUUCAGGAUCAUGCAGGAAGGGGGGAUUGACCCCCUCCUCCGUGGGCUGUUUGGGGUUCCUGGGAAAAUGCGGGUGCCCUCUGAACUCCUCAACAUGGAGCUGACGGAGAAACUCUUCUCCAUGGCACACUCUGUGUCACUGGACUUGGCCGCUAUCAACAUCCAGAGAGGGCGAGACCACGGCAUCCCACCCUACAAUGACUUCAGGGUCUUCUGCAACCUCUCCUCUGCACAGGAGUUUGAGGACCUCAGAAAUGAGAUCAAGAACUUGGAGAUCAGAGAAAAGCUCAGGAGUUUAUACGGAACUACCAAAAAUAUUGACCUGUUUCCAGCACUGAUGGUGGAGGACCUUGUCCCUGGGACCAGAGUGGGACCAACACUGAUGUGCCUGUUAACGACUCAGUUCAGAAGGCUGAGAGAUGGAGACAGAUUUUGGUAUGAGAACCCUGGAGUCUUCACGCCGGCGCAGCUGACUCAGAUCAGACAGGCGUCCCUUGCUCGUGUCAUCUGUGACAACAGUGACCACAUCCAGCAGCUGCAGAGAGAUGUGUUCCAGGUGGCAUCGUACCUGCAGGGCAUGGUCAGCUGUGAGGAGAUUCCUGCCGUGGACCUGCGCCUGUGGCAGGACUGUUGUGAGGACUGCCGGACACGAGGGCAAUUCAGGGCUCUUUCGCAGCGGUUCCGAAGCAAGAGGUCUCCUGGCUUCAGCUACCCAGAGGAAAACCCUGCCAGGCACAAGGCUGACUUGCCCAGAAACGAGGUGCCUUCCCCAAGCCCUUCCUCCAGAGAGAAUCUUGAGUCCCUUGUGGCUGAACUGGAGAAGACAGUCACUUCUCUAAGGAAACAGGUGAAUGCACUAGAGAGCCAGCUGAGGUGGCACCACAGGAACACCAGCACACGUGGACAGGGCAAGAAGACUGGGGACAAAUGGAGAAAAAGAUGACCACGUACAAGGUGCCCUGUGACCUGCACUCCUGCUCUCCACCAGCCAGUCCAACCCACCCCUACAGGGCUCAGAGAGCCACCAUGAGACCCCAUGAUGCUGUGCCUGCUCUCACACCUCUCAUACCACUCCCUGUCCCAGGACCACUGUACUUUUGCCUGCAUUGAACCCUCUGCACUGACUGUCUAUGAGCCCCUCAGCCCCUGGACCCUUCCUGCCCUUGUUGGCCUCCUGGGGAUGAGCUCUGCCCUCGAUGAUGAGAGCCCAGAGUCUGCCAAGGUGCCUCUUUCUUCCACAGUCCCCAGGAAACAGAGACAAAUUGAAGCUGCUUUAAUGCCACUGUUCUGCUCCGCUCCUCUUCCCAUGCACCUCUGUCGUCACCCGUCACUCCUUGUCGGAACUGUCCCAUGGACACCCAUCCAAACCAAUUCAUUAAGAGGCAAAACCUUUCUCAAAUGCACUGUGGUGCCAGGAAACAUCUGGAAAAAUCACUAAAAAAAAAAGAUAAAGAAACAUGAAGCCCAGAAGAAAUCCCAGUCAUCUUCUGACACCAUCAAAAAGACCAAGAGGAACCUCAGGGUUGGGUGUUUCAGGAUGGGGUGCCAGGCACGGUGUGGCCACCCUUGAUCUCCAGCUGAGCUUUGCCAGUCGUUGGUGACAAGUGGAACAUUCUCUGACCCCACGAGUGACUUACCAUUUCUCAAAACCAUUUUCCUCAGCAUGACCUGCAUUCCCCAACUUUCUGCCCCUUUAGGGGCUUAAUUGGAAUUAUGCUUCUCUUCCUUUUUUUUCCCCUCCAAAAAGGCUCUUUGCUGGAAGAUGUAUUUCGAGUGUAAACGUAACAGGACCUGGAAUAGAACCUCAGCUAAUUAGGUGUAAUGGGCACUCUCAUUAGUGGAAGGGAGCUGCUGGUUUCUGUCAAUUAGGCUGGGAGGCCAUGCUGUGGUGUUUGACACGCGGGUGUACACAAAGUGCUGUUUGUGUUUAUGGCUCCCCAGUGCUCUGCAGCCAAACCAGGGCUGUGUAGGCAGCUCUGCUGCUCAGGUCUGCUGGUUUUGGUGCUCUCUGGAGGUGCUCUUUAGUGGUGCUAGAACUGAAGUCCCUGUGUACCCACCACAACCCCAAAUCUGUGGACAGAUUGUUUUUUAAUACAUCCUUGUAAACUGGCCACAGGGACUGAAGAGAAAAUACUUGACCCAUCAGAUCUCUGUACCUUCCUUAUCUUUAUCACUUUUCCUGCCUCCUCCCACUUUCUUUCCCACAGCACAAGGACCAGAAACUUCUAUGAACAUGCUUUUUCUUCUUUACUUUUUUUAGGUGUUUUAUAGUACCAAAAGGGAUUCAAGGCAGCAGGGAUGCUCCUGGAACUGAAUAGGAAAAUAAAAAAAAAAAAAAAAAGAUCUUAGAAAAAGGUUGUGAUUUAUCAUCUCCUUCCUGGCAUGGAGCUGAGCUUUGUGUGUGUGUCCUGUGCAGACAGAGGUUUGCAGGGAUGAGUCUGUGCUCUGCAUGUCUGGUAGGCUCAGCUCAGAGGCAGUAUUUAGUCCUCAGGGAUGUUUGUCAUUUGGAAGUACUCUUUCAUUUAGGUGCAAAUGAAGAUCCAAAGCCUUUCGUGUUGGAAAUCAGCUGCACUUGUCUAUCGUUGGUACCACUGGAGAAUCUAAUCUGGCAUAGGUCAAUAAAGGUAAAUCAGGUCACAGUCUCCUUCUGCAGACCAGACGUUCAGCAAGUCCUCAUUCAAAACAGUGAGGCACAAAUGUUCCAUGCUGGAUCUGAUCAGAUCAUCUUUCAGGGUACAACCAAGCAGC